Molecule: messenger RNA, 1962 nt
Organism: Nerophis lumbriciformis (worm pipefish)
Lineage: Eukaryota; Metazoa; Chordata; Actinopteri; Syngnathiformes; Syngnathidae
Source: RefSeq, a predicted model, not a curated record
AUGUCGCGAAAGCAGACGGACCAUGACUACAACCUGCGGAGUAUGAGCAACCUAAUGGGCGAGCGCUGGAGGAAAACCAAUGACGGAGGAGAGCGGAGUCUCAUCAAGACUCCGUCCAACGCCAGCGUCAACAGCCUGCAGGUGGCCGCGUCCUCCGCCUCUUCCUCCGGCGGCGCCCCGGUGGCCUCCGCCACCUCCACCGGGGAUUUGGAGCGGGCUGCGCGCAAGCAGUUCAUGCAGGAUGUCACGCCGGGUUUCGUCUACGUCCUGUCCGCCUUCUCCGCCUUGGGGGGGUUCUUGUUCGGCUACGAUACCGGGGUUAUCUCCGGGGCCAUGCUGCUGCUCAAAAGGCAGAUGGAGCUGAGCGCCUUGUGGCAGGAAGUGCUCAUCUCAAGUACUGUGGCCGCGGCCGCCGUCGCCGCCCUACUCGGCGCCUUCCUAAACGGGCUUUUCGGGCGUCGGGUGUGCAUCCUGAUCGCCAGCUUCUUCUUCACCGUCGGCGGCAUCGUGCUCGGCACCGCGCCGGGCAAAGAGGUGCUCCUGACGGGGAGGGUUGUCGUAGGAGUGGGGCUCGGCAUCGCGUCGAUGACGGUGCCAGUGUACAUCGCCGAGGCGUCGCCGCCGCACCUCCGCGGUCAGCUGGUGACGGUGAACACCCUCUUCAUCACCGGCGGGCAGUUCACCGCCAGCCUCGUGGAUGGCGCCUUCAGCUACCUGCAGCGUGACGGAUGGAGGUACAUGCUGGGCCUAUCGGUGCUGCCCGCCAUGGUCCAGUUUGUCGGGUUUCUAUUCCUGCCCGAGAGCCCUCGCUGGCUUAUCCAGCGGGGUCUGACGCAGAAAGCCCGCCGUGUGCUCAGCCAGAUACGAGGCAACCAGAACAUUGACGAGGAGUACGACAGCAUUAAGAACAGCAUCGAGGAGGAGGAGAAGGACGGCGGAGGAGAUGGUCCAGUGAUCUGGCGCAUGCUUACUUACCCCCCCACGCGGCGAGCACUCCUGGUGGGCUGCGGCCUCCAGAUGUUCCAGCAGCUCUCCGGAAUCAACACAGUAAUGUACUACAGCGCCACUAUUCUGCAGAUGUCAGGCGUGCGAGAUGACCGGCUAGCCAUUUGGUUGGCGGGACUGACCACCCUCACCAACUUCCUGUUCACUCUCUUGGGAGUGUGGCUGGUCGAGCGAGUGGGUCGGCGGAAGCUUACCCUAGGCAGCAUCGUAGGCACAUGUCUGGGCUUGUGUCUGUUAGCCGUGGGCUUUCUGUUAUCGGCCCAGCACAGUCCCGCUGUCACCUUACACCCACUGAACCCCUCCAUUGCCAACUCUACCUGCCUCAAUUAUCAGCUGUGCGAGCCGUGCAUGCUGGACCCCGCCUGUGGUUUCUGCUACCGGGACAACGGCUCGGUGCUGCUCACCUCCUCCUGCGUCCCGGUCAAUAGGGCCUCCACUGAGCAGGCGGCGUGGGGCAGGUGUUCUAAUUCCAGCCAGAUGAGAGAGCACACUUACUGGGCCUACAACUACUGCCCCACUUCCUUCUCCUGGCUCGUCUUGCUAGGAUUGAUGUUCUACCUGGCUGCUUUUGCACCAGGAAUGGGACCAAUGCCUUGGACCAUCAAUUCUGAGAUCUACCCGCUGUGGGCGAGGAGCACGGGUAACGCAUGUGCAGCAGGCGUCAACUGGACCUUCAACGUCCUGGUUUCGCUUACGUUCCUCCAUUUGGCACAGUAUUUCACCUAUUAUGGGGCAUUCUUCCUCUACUCUGGCAUGGCUUUCCUGGGCUUCAUCUUCAUCUAUGGCUGUCUACCGGAGACCAAAUCUCGCCGGCUGGAGGAGAUCGAAGCUCUCUUCGAAAACCGUCUGUGCUCUUGCGGCGCAUCAGAUUCUGACGAGGCUCGGCAGGUGGAAUACAUCCGGGUCAAAGGGUCUAACUACCAUCUAUCGGACAACGACGCGUCGGAUGUAGAUUAA